Impatiens glandulifera is the source of this 1206-nucleotide messenger RNA. Its product is annotated as NDR1/HIN1-like protein 13. The transcript has 2 exons. The record is from RefSeq and is a predicted model, not a curated record. Gene Ontology annotation, cellular component: plasma membrane. Lineage: Eukaryota; Viridiplantae; Streptophyta; Magnoliopsida; Ericales; Balsaminaceae. Bases 149 to 1012 code for a protein of 287 amino acids.
ACAGCUGAACACGGUUGGAAAGUGCAACAAGAGGGAAGAGAAAAGAAGAAGCAGCUUGUGAGAGCCAAAAGUAUCACCCUUAGAGAGAGGGGAGAGAAUCCAGAUUUGGUCAGGUGGAAGCAUCCUUUGUGGGUGUUAGGGGGGCAAAAUGACUGACAGAGUCUACCCUUCAAAGGCCAAUGGGGCAGCAGCCACAAACGGGACCACUGCUGCUAAUGGUACUGCAGCCGCCAACAUCCCCCGGGCCUUCCCUGCUACCAAAUCUCAGUUCAACAAUCCCAAUCGCCAUCCUUAUCGCUCUCAGUUCAACAAUCCCAAUCGCCAUCCUUAUCGCCCAACGCCAAAUACCUACCGCAGCCGCCGCGGCCGUCGCGGAUGCUUCUGUCUUUGUUGCUUCUGGUCUAUCCUCAUCCUCCUCAUCCUCCUUCUUCUCGCCGCCAUCGCUGGAUGUGUCUUCUACGUACUUUACAGCCCCCACCGUCCGUCUUUUUCGGUUAACGCUCUUCGAAUCUCACAGUUUAAUCUCACUACCGCCGCCGACGACACCACCCACCUCGCCGCCGCCGUUAAUCUAAGCAUAUCCGCCAAAAAUCCAAACAAGAAGCUUAUCUUCUUCUAUGAUCUCAUAUCCAUUACCGCUCAGACCUCGAACAACGUCGUAAUUUCAAACGGGUCGUUCCCCAAUUUCCCAAGCUACACUGGAAACACGACGAUUAUUAGAUCUGUUCUCUCCACUGCAUCAUCAUCCGAAUUCGUCGUCGUCGAUGCCGAUUCGGUUGCGUCGCUGCGGUCGGAUCUGACGAAGAAAAGUGGAUUGCCUCUUAAAAUUGUAAUGGACACUAAGGUAGUGGUGAAGAUGGACGCGAUUAAGAGCAAGAAAAUCGGAAUCCGAAUCACCUGCGACGGGAUCCACGGGGUAGUUCCCAAGGGAAAUACGACGGAGGUUGCCUCAACGGCCGAUUCAAAUUGUAAGGUUGAUCUUCGGAUCAAGAUCUGGAAAUGGACAUUCUGAUCGAUUUUUCUUGGUUGGUUGGUUGCUUGCUUUGCUUGCCAUCACGUGAUUUACAGAAGAGAUCAUCCGUUUCAGUGCACUGGCAAAACUAAAAAUCCAGCUAUGUUUUUGGCUGCUUACUUUCUUUUUCUUUUUUCUUCUUCUCAUACAUAUUCUCAGAUAUUCUUUCUUUAUCCAAGUUAACUUGUUUGUCA